GAAACUUUUUUGGCCCUACACUUAAAACUUGAAACAAUUAUUACAUUUCAAUAAUUAAUUAUUAAGUGUAUUACCGCACUACAGGCGUUGCGCAAGACAGCAUAACGAUGUUUUUUUGGUUACUGAUACUGUUAGUUACGAUUUUGUUUUACUGGUUUACAAGAAUUUAUAUAAACCCGGGCAAUUUUCCUAAUUUUCCUGGUAAACUUCCAGUUAUUGGCCAUUUGCAUAAAUUACCAGGCAGCACCAAAGAGCUUUGGGAUCUUGUCAGACAAAUUGCGGAUGCAGGUCUUAAAACUGGGAAUGUCAUCUUGUUUUAUUUCGGAUUCUUCCCGGUAUAUGUAAUAACUGAUCCUGAUGACUGCUAUAAGGUAGCGAUUGAAACUUUACAUAAGCCAGGAAUAAUGAAGAGAUAUUCGAGGGACAUGCUUGGGAAUGGGUUGCUGGUGGGACCGGUAUCUGUUUGGAAGAAACAUAGAAAAUUAAUAAACCCUUCAUUCAACCAACAAGUUUUAGAUGGAUUUAUGAAUCAUUUUAAUGAUCAAAGUAGAAUACUUGUUAAAGAAUUAGAAAAUGCAGUUGGAAAUACACCAAAAGAUCACAGAUCAGCACUCGAGAGGAAAGCAUUAAGAACUAUUUGUGGAACUGCAAUUGGAGUGCACAUAACUGGAAAUGAAAUAUAUAGUAAACAGGUUCUAGAAUCCUUUAAAGAAACUCUUUUAUUAAUUACAAUAAGAUUUACAAGAUUUCACUACUACUUCAAUUGGAUUUACAAGAGAACGAAGUUAUGGAAAGAUACGGAGCAAUUAAUAAAAUUUUCGCACGACUUUACUGAAAGGAUGCUGCAGACGAAGAAGAAUGAAAUUGCAAACACCCCUCGAGAUAAAGAUAAAUACUUAGAUUCCCUUUAUAAACCAUUCAUAUACCAUCUGUUGGAAAACGAAAACAAAAAAUUGAGCCUUGAAGACAUAAGAGAUGAAAUUAAAGUUAUGAUAAUGACAGGUUAUGAAACUAGUAACACUGUGAUCUUAUUUGUUUUGCUAUUAGUUGGGACCUACCCGCAUGUACAGCAAAAAAUAUUUGAAGAACUAGAAGAAGUUUUUGAAGAUUCAGAUAGAGAUGUUACUAAAGCUGAUUUAUCAAAACUGGUUUACAUUGAUGCAGUUUUGAAAGAAACAUCUCGAUAUUGUCCAGCUGUUCCGGUCAUCGGCCGCGUACUUCAUGAGGAUGUUCAGCUCAAAAAUUCUGUAUUAAAGAAGGGAAACGUGGGUAUUAUAAUGUUAUACGCUGCAAUGCGUCAUCCUAUGUGGGGACCUGAUGCUGAUCAAUGGAUUCCAGAACGAUGGCUAGACCCUCAGCGUCUACCUGCAAAUCCACACGCAUUCGCAGCGUUCAGUUAUGGUAAAAGAAAUUGUAUAGGUCAAACAUACGCGGUCAUGUCGAUGAAGACAACGUUGGUGCAUUUAUUUCGUCGAUACAAAGUUUCCAGUAACUUUGCAAACGUAAAAUUGAAAUUGGAUGCAGUAUUAAGACCACAUUCUGGAUACGAAUUUAGCAUUCAAUAUAGAAAUAAAUAAAAUACAACGUAAUUGUUGUUGAAAAAGUACGUUUUAAAAAAGCUUUAUUUCGUAUUUGGGUAUAGUAUAUUGUUGUAAUAAUAAUUGGAAACACUUUAGUGACGGUCUUCAUUCUUUCAAAUUUAAAUUACUCAAUUGUCUCUCCAACUUUUUUAAUAUUCAUAUUAAAAUCAAUCGUUUCUUAA
This is a messenger RNA of Leptidea sinapis, 1762 nucleotides long. RefSeq names its product cytochrome P450 4C1-like. The coding region runs from base 108 to 1577 and encodes 489 amino acids. NCBI's taxonomy places the organism in Eukaryota, Metazoa, Arthropoda, Insecta, Lepidoptera, Pieridae. The record is from RefSeq and is a predicted model, not a curated record. Gene Ontology annotation, molecular function: heme binding; oxidoreductase activity, acting on paired donors, with incorporation or reduction of molecular oxygen; iron ion binding. The transcript is spliced from 10 exons.